CCCAGCUGCCCCAAAGGCCCACCUUUUUAAUGUUGUAUGCUGCUAGCGUUGCUACCUGACAUGGAGAUGUAUGGAGAAUUGCAAUGAGUCUGGCGCAGAGGCCGGCGGAGAGGCCCGAGAUGAGUGUGAGCAGGCUGGGAAGGGGAGCCAGUGAGGAACCCUCAGGAGAGUAACUGAUCCUAUGGCAUGAAGGAAGGUAGACAGCUGCGGCCCUCCACCAAUAACUGGAAAAACCAGGAGAAGCCCGGCGAGGCCCCCAGCACGCAGGGACCCCCUCACGGCAAGCUUCUGGCCCAGCCCAGCCAGGCCCCGGAGGGCUCAGAAUGAAGCCCGCCUUCGUCUCUUGGGGGAUUGGCAUUCAGAUGAAGACCCGGCAGGAGAGAUUGCAGCGUGCACGUGGACCCCGACAUUGCAGAUGACGCUGAAGGGGGAGCAGGAGCUGACGUGACCGUGGAUAGUCGGGACGCCCGGAGUCCUUCCAGCCCCUUUUCCCUGGGCCGGGGGCAGACAGAGCCGUCCGCUCACCGAUCUACAGCCGAGCUGCAGAGCGUCCGUCCUCCCCGAGAGCAGCAGCCAGCAGCCUCCUGCGGAGACCUGGAGGAGAAGUUGGGCCCGGCCAGUGGCCCGGCAGUCUGGGCUCAGGCUGGCCGGCCGGGUGACUCCCUGACUAGAGGAAAGACAAGAUGGUGGCCUGGGACAGUAGCAAUGCCACAUCAGCCCCAACCUCUCUGCCCAACAUCACCAGCCCACACCGGUGCUUGCUUCUACUCUACGAAGACAUUGGCACCUCCCGGGUUCGGUACUGGGAUCUCCUGCUGCUAAUCCCCAAUGUGCUGUUCUUCACUUUCCUGCUCUGGAAGCUGCCAUCGGCUCGGGCCAAGAUACGCAUCACCUCCAGCCCCAUCUUUACCACUUUCUAUAUCCUGGUGUUUGUGGUGGCCCUUGUGGGCAUCGCUCGGGCCGUGGUCUCCAUGACCGUCAGCACUUCCGAUGCAGCCACUGUGGCAGAUAAGAUUCUGUGGGAAAUCACGCGCUUCUUCCUUCUGGCUAUUGAGUUGAGCGUGAUCAUUCUGGGUCUCGCCUUCGGUCACCUGGAGAGCAAGUCCAGCAUCAAGCGCGUCCUGGCCAUCACCACAGUGCUGUCCCUGGCCUACUCGGCCACACAGGGGACCUUGGAGAUCCUGUACCCGGACUCCCACCUCUCCGCCAAUGACUUCAACAUCUACGGGCACGGGGGCCGCCACUUCUGGCUCGCCAGCUCCUGCUUCUUCUUCCUGGUCUACUCGCUCGUCGUGGUCCUCCCCAAGACGCCUCUGAAGGACCGGAUCUCGCUGCCCUCCCGGAAGAGCUUCUAUAUUUAUGCGGGGAUCCUGGCCCUGCUGAACCUGGUCCAGGGCCUGGGCAGUGCCCUGCUCUGCGUGGACAUCAUCGAGGGCCUCUGCUGUGUGGACGCCACCACCUUCCUCUACUUCAGCUUCUUCGCCCCCCUCAUCUACGUGGCCUUCCUGAAGGGCUUCUUUGGGUCGGAGCCCAAAAUCCUGUUCUCAUACAAAUGCCAAGUGGAUGAGGCAGAGGAGCCAGACGUGCACCUGCCACAUCCGUACGCCGUGGCCCGCCGGGAGGGACCCGAUGCACCCGUCGGCUCUUACUCCAAUACUCAGAUUGACACAGCAGCCUAUUUGGACGAUGUGGUCUCCAUGCCCUGCCACGUGGGCAGCAUCAAUAGCACUGACAGUGAGCGCUGGAAGGCCAUCAAUGCCUGAGCCCUCGCUCCCUGGGCCUCUGCCUCCCAAAGCGUCCCCCAGAAGGGUUUUGGAGGUCCAAUAGGAGGGGAACUUUUCACCUCCAAAUUCUCUAGCCCCUUCCUCACCCUAACCCCAGUAGCAGGCACCGAGCCCCAGAUCUGAUUACUGGUUGCCCAUCUUGGCCAUACUAGCUGGUGGGAACUAGCUGGUGGUAGUUUCUCCUGGGAAGAAAGGGGAGAGCCAACAGAAGUAUGCCCAAAAAGCAGGGAGAAUGCCAGCGGAUCCAGACAUCUCCAGGAGGCAUGGGAGUGUUGGAGAAGCCUUUGCUUGUAGGAGAGGAGAUGAAGCUGGGUGGGGAAAGAGCUGUGACAGGAAGGGGGUAGGAGGUCGGGAGACAGCUAAAGUCCAGAGGCCAUGGGGUGGAGGGCACAGGCCUAGUGGAAGUCAAGACAGAGCUGGCCAAGAUGAAGAAGAGGAAAAAGCUGGGUGAAGGUAGAGGACGGGUAAGAAGGAAGCCCAUUGGGGUUGGAGGCUUGAACCUACUAAGAAUGGGCAGAGGAGGAGGUGAUUGUCUCUAAAGGCCGAGCUGGCUGGAGUUGAGGCCAUCUCUUUGGGCCAGGUCUCCCUCCCCAUGCUGCUAAGUUUGGUGGCUAAGAUGUCCCAGAACCCUUUGCCCUUUCAGAACUGAAAACAAGACAGAGGAGGCCCUGGGGAGAGACUACCAGAAGCAGAUGUGUCUGCUUUGUGGGCAGUAGGGAAUCUCUGGAUCUCCUCUCUUCUUCCCCACUGAGAGAAGAGCUCAGCCAACUUCUGAUUCAGAAGGGCUAGUGGGAGUUGGUGUGUUUGUGAUGGGGAGCCUCUGGGCAUCUACCCUGGCCUUCAGGGGCCAUUCUGGAGAUCAUCCCAGCUUUGGGCCUCCUCCUUUCCCCCUCCAAGGAGGGUAUGCUGUUACUUCCUACAGUGUUGGCUAUUGGAAGAGGUUCUUUCGAAGCUUUUUGGCCACAGCGUUUAGAGCCCGGCUUGGUUGGGCCCAGGCCCUCAUCUUGCCUAGGCAUUGUGUCGAGGUCAGUGAGGGGAGCACCAGGCAGGAGACAGGCUCAGGGCUUGCCCUUCUAGCUUGAGUGGUUAUUUCCAAAUCUUUGCUUCCUUCUGAAGGAAGAAGGGUAGUUCAGGGGGUAUUUUCCCUACCUUCUUCCUCCCCGAAUCCCUGGUUAAGAAGCCCGAAGGCCCUUAAAUCCUGCUGUGUCUCUUCCCUAAUGCAUCAAUGUGGCUUGCUGAGCCUUCCAGCCUGGGGGACCAUCUGCUCCCUAAAGAAGCUCCCAGCCAUGAGGGCCUGGUUCCCAGCCUCCUUCCCCUCCUGUCUUCCACAACAUUCAGGCUGAAGAAUGUCUUGUAUAGAACUGCUAAGUUGUGCAUAUUUUAUUGUUCCUUCUUUGUUUUUAAAAGAAGAAUAAGAAUAAGUGGGGGGAAAAUUGAA
Molecule: messenger RNA, 3222 nt
Organism: Gracilinanus agilis (Agile Gracile Mouse Opossum)
Lineage: Eukaryota; Metazoa; Chordata; Mammalia; Didelphimorphia; Didelphidae
Gene: TPRA1
Product: transmembrane protein adipocyte associated 1
Exons: 13
Coding region: 684-1763 (359 amino acids)
Biological process (GO): G protein-coupled receptor signaling pathway
Cellular component (GO): plasma membrane
Molecular function (GO): G protein-coupled receptor activity
Source: RefSeq, a predicted model, not a curated record